UUCUUCUCGUUAUAUCAGUGGUUGGUCUAUCUCUCUUUCCCUCUCUCUCUCUAUAUUAUAUUUAUAAUAAUAUCUUCUGUAAAGAUCAUAUAUCUAUACAUAUACAUAUACAUAUACAGUUCCUCUUUCAGAAAGCUAAGAAUAUUAAACUUAUUUCAGUUUUAGUUCAACCAAGAAUCUAUCUUUGCCCACCAUUAUCAACAGAGCUAAACCAACAACAACGCAAAUCUCCAAGAUCUUUCAUUUUCUUGACUCUUCAAGAUUCAGAGGGUGUAUCAUUUGGACUUUAGGCUAAUUAAGAACAUUAAUGCAUUUGUGGAGUUGAAUUGUUGAAGUCUAGAUAGAAUAGAUGGAUGUGGAUGAACAGAAUACCUCAACCUCUUUCUCAAUAGAGUCUCAAUCAACUCCACGGCGAUCAACACGACGUGAAGCUAUUUCUCAAUUUCAACAGCAGAGUCUUCCAGCUUGUAAGCCUGUCCUCACUCCAGCAUGGGUUAUUGGUACAUUUUUUAUGAUCAGUGUCAUUUUUAUUCCUACCGGAUUCAUUACUCUUCGAGCCUCUCGUAGUAUUGUUGAAAUUGUGGACCGGUAUGAUGCUGAUUGUGUGCCUGAGGAAUUUAAAAUUAACAAGGUGGCAUAUAUAAAAGAUAACUCAAUACCGAAGAACUGUACUCGGUUUAUUAAGAUUGACAAGCGUAUGAAAGCUCCAAUCUAUAUUUACUACCAACUUGAUAACUACUAUCAAAAUCACCGAAGGUAUGUCAAAAGUAGAAGCGAUCGCCAACUCUUACAUGGACUAGGCUACAAUGGCACUAGUUCCUGUCAGCCUGAAGAGUUAAGUAAUGGCCUUCCGGUUGUACCUUGUGGUCUAAUAGCUUGGAGUUUGUUUAACGACACAUAUACAUUUCUUCGUGGGGGAUCAAAAGUAAAGGUCAACAGGAAGAACAUUGCAUGGAAGAGUGAUCAAGAACACAAAUUCGGGAAGCAUGUAUACCCCUACAAUUUUCAGAACGGAACCUUGAUUGGUGGUGGAACUUUAGAUGCAAAUGUACCUCUAAGUAAGCAAGAAGAUCUUAUAGUAUGGAUGCGUACUGCUGCGCUUCCCAGCUUCAGAAAAUUGUAUGGUAAAAUUGAAGAGGAUUUGGAAGCUGGUGAUGUUGUGGUAGUGAAACUAAUGAAUAAUUACAACAUAUACAGCUUCGGGGGUAAAAAGAAGCUCGUUUUUUCGACAUCAAACUGGUUAGGAGGAAAAAAUGAUUUCCUCGGAACAUGGUACAUUAUCCUUGGUUCAUGCUGCAUAUUCGUCGCUCUUGUCUUUCUGUUGCUACACAUGAAAAUUUCAACUUCAAGGUACAUUACUAAAUCUUAUCUCACUACAAUGCUCAUGCAUGAUCUUGGUAUUUGUCAUUUCACACAUGAAAGUAGGGCAGUCGUUUACAAAUUAAGCAAAUAAUCUAAGUUGAAAGAUUUAUUAGUUGGUCAUAUGGGUCCUGUCCAGCUGUUAUUGACCUAUGACAUGUCUUCAAAUACACUCAUUCUCUAGAUGUUAAAGUGUAAGAGCAUUGCUAUUAGAUACUAGUGAUGUCUAGUACUUCUAGACAUAUCGCUUUGCGAUUGGCUAGCGAUAUUUAAUUGGACCAAUAAUAAUGUUGACACAUAGGAGGGUGCUAGGUACCACUGGUGUCUUUUAGCAAACAACUCUUAAAUUUGAUUGCCUCUCCAUUAUCACCUUCCAAUGCUAGAAAUGAAUGAAUCAAAUGAUUUAUGUUCUUUCUUUAUCCUUUGUUCAAAUUGAGCUUUUCUUUGUAUUAGACACAAAUAGUCCCUGGAGAUAAAGUAUCUAGAAUUUGGUCCUUAAGUUUCCAAUUUUUGCAAUUAAGUCCUUAACUAUCUUGUUUCCUUGAAAUUUGUAGACAAAAGGUAGUUUAGCUUUUGCAUUAACCACUAUUUUGCCCAUAUGAACUCAACCAAAUAUGCAUUUUAAGAACCCUUGAAAUAGGUCAUCAUAGCCUCAUAGUCAUAGGCAUAACGUCCUCACAAUUAGGAGGAGUUUCCAAGUUUGAAUCCCUCCAAUCCUCUUGAUCAAGUUUACUUUUUUUUAAAGAGCAUUGCUAUUAGGUACCACCUAACACCAUCUAAAGGUAGCGCGCCUUGCAAUUGGUUAGUGAUAUUUUUAAAAAUUAUUUUAUUAAAUUAUAUGAGACCCGAUACUUAAUUACACUAAUAACGCUAUUACAUCUUAGAGGAUGCUAAACACUAUUAGUGUCUUUCAGCAUUUCUCUUCCUAAAAGACCAUUUUAAAUGCUGGAUUUUUCACAUGGGGAGUUUAAAAGUUGCAUGGAAACAAAAAGAGCAUUGCUAUUAGGCACCAGUGGUGCCUAACACCUUCUCGACAUGUCACGUUGUGAUUGGCUAGCAAUACUCCCUAAAAACUAUUAUAUUAAACUAUGUGGGACCCGAUACUUAAUUAGACCAAUAGCGAUACUGACACAUAAGAAUGUGCUAAGCACCAUUGGUGCCCUUUAGCAUUUCUCAAACAAAAAAAUAUAAGGGCUUGUUUGUCGAGAUAAAAAAUUCAAGUACCAAAAUGUAAUAACUUGAAUACACCAGCGACCAUUUUGGUGACCAGUGCCAAAUACCUAAUUCUUGAAUGCUUUACACCGUAGAAUAUAUCAUAUUAUUAUUGGUGUAAUUUAAUAGUGAAUAACCUUAUAUUUUAUAUUUUAUUUUAUGGGACUCCAAACUAAACUACCUUAUUGUGUUUAUUGCUUCAUGAAUUUGCAGGACUUAUGGGGAAACACCUUGCUUAUCUUGGAACAAGAAAAGUAUUUCCAGUUGACAAAAGAAAUAGUAAUAUUAUUAUUCCCCAAAAAAUCUAACUUAAAAAAGACCAGUUUUAUUUUGAUCUGACAGAUUCUUGUGAAUUUUCCAACAUAUUCAUAGUAAAAAAGAAAAAGAAAAAAAUUAGUAUAUUGAAAUUCAAAUUUCACUGUACUUUAAAACCAUUAAUAGUGUUUUUAUGUUACUUUCA
Molecule: messenger RNA, 3031 nt
Organism: Cannabis sativa
Lineage: Eukaryota; Viridiplantae; Streptophyta; Magnoliopsida; Rosales; Cannabaceae
Product: putative ALA-interacting subunit 2
Exons: 8
Coding region: 350-1453 (367 amino acids)
Cellular component (GO): plasma membrane; Golgi apparatus; endoplasmic reticulum
Source: RefSeq, a predicted model, not a curated record